CGUACGCAUGCGUAGAAACUGUGUUCCAUCCUGACCAUCUACUAUCUUUGGUUGAGAAAACAUGGCGUCGGGCGAUGGAUUAGCUUCUCUGGGGGUGGAAGGAGCCUCUGCUGCUGCUCACGCUCUGUCUCUUCCAGCUGAAGCUUAUGGAAAUGACCCACGGCUUGAGGCCAUGUGGGCGAUGAAGGCAUACAACCACGCAGAGAUUUACUUCAAUCUGAUUUCAUCCGUGGAGCCAAAGUUCCUGAAGCUGACAAAGCAGGAUGAUCAAAUCUACUCAACAUUCAGAGAAACCUUUAAAGACCUCGACAUCAAGGUGUUGAAAGAAGACGACCUGAAACUGGCUGAAGCCAAAGAGAGAUGGCGUCCGUUCUGCAACCAGUUCGAAGGUCUGGUGGAGGAUUUCAACUAUGGCACGCUGCUCCGUCUGGACUGUGAGAAGGGCUACACAGAGGAGAACACGACUUUUGCCACCAGGGUUCAGUUCUUUGCUGUGGAGAUCGCCCGUAAUAGAGAAGGUUACAACGACGCCGUCUACAAAGCCAACUGUUUAAAGAGCUAAUGGCAGAGGGAACCAGUAAGGAAACCAGUUGUUUGUUCCCCUCAGAAUACACAGCUGUAAAACUUUCUGCUCCUUAACUUGUUUACCAAGUUAAGGAGCUUGUUUACCUAUUUACUGUAAAGCCUUUUUUUUGGAAAAGUAGAAUUUGUUGCCUGAAAUGGAGAAAACAAUCAAUAAAAACACUGUUUUCCCCACA
Molecule: messenger RNA, 758 nt
Organism: Betta splendens (Siamese fighting fish)
Lineage: Eukaryota; Metazoa; Chordata; Actinopteri; Anabantiformes; Osphronemidae
Gene: pbdc1
Product: polysaccharide biosynthesis domain containing 1
Exons: 6
Coding region: 62-562 (166 amino acids)
Cellular component (GO): cytoplasm
Source: RefSeq, a predicted model, not a curated record